AGAAAAAAAAAAGGAAAAAAGAAACAGAAUGGCAGAAAACCUAGACGAGAAGUCUGCGGAAAGGGGAAAGAACUAGAGCAUCGCGUGGAGAGAGGAAGGCGGCGGCAGCAGCGGCCGGUGGGAGAUGUCGAUCCUGUGGGAGAAGAGCGCGGGGUGGCGAUGGCUAGUUCGGCGGACGCGUGACUCGAAGCCCUUCUUCUUCACCUUCGCGGCACUGUGCGGCGUCGUCCCCGGCGUUAUCGGCUACGGCGUGAUGCAGCUCACCAGCUCCCGCAACGAACAGCUCGAGGCCCACCUUCGCUCCACGGCCCGACCUGAGACCACGAUGAUGGGGCAAGUAAACAGGGAGAGACUGGCGGAGUUUCUUGGCGAGCUGCAACGGAAAGAGGACACGAAUGACAGAUACAUUGCUGCACUGAAGGGUGAAACUCUGACUAGGAAGCGCUAUGAACGCAUUCAGGCUGUGCCUGCCAACGACCAAGCGGGCCAGGAGACGACUGCCAAGGCCAGUGCGGAGGAGAAACCCAAGGCAAAGUGAUUCCACUAGCAAGAUGUGCCCUAGUCGAAUCACUCACUGAAUAUACACAUGCUUGAGCAUCAUCAUAUAAACGGUCAACGCCAUUGAACGUCGUUACGCUUGAGUAUUUUGACUCUUCUUCUGUUUUAAACGCAGCUGUUGUUAGCAGCUGUAAAUUUUUCGUCAUCAGCGUAUCUCUCUUUGGUCGAAUCUUUGGGCGGUUCAAUGGAUGCUAGUAGCAGCGCUCUCGGUUCUGCCGAGACUCUUGUUUUUGUGUGUGGUCGCAUUGUUUUGGCUGGUGGAUUUAGUACUAGAACACAUGGUAAAA
This is a messenger RNA of Sorghum bicolor (sorghum), 845 nucleotides long. RefSeq lists its product as uncharacterized. Bases 125 to 538 code for a protein of 137 amino acids. The record is from RefSeq and is a predicted model, not a curated record. Lineage: Eukaryota; Viridiplantae; Streptophyta; Magnoliopsida; Poales; Poaceae. The transcript has 2 exons.